CAUGAUGUUUCAUCAAAGCAAUAGUAACCCUAAGAAAAAUAGUGUUAAAAAUAAUUGUUAUUGGAGAAACUGAAGUGUAGGUGACAGUUCUGAGACAUCACCACCAAGCUAGGCACCAGGGAGAUGACCGAGAUGGACCCCAAAACCAUACAGUGUAUCACCUUGGUGGUGGAGACGCUCUUGCGGCAGAGGCAAGACAAGUUUCAGAUCAUGUUGGACCAGAUCAUUGGAAGAAUCAAUGACAUGAGCAGUCGCAUUGACCAUCUGGAGAAAAAUAUUGCUGACCUCAUGACCCAGGCUGGAGUGGAAGACCUGGAAGGUGAAAAAGAUUCCAACUGCACAUAGGAGUUGAAAGCUGCUGUUAUUCGCACUGAAUUCAUAAUGUUGUUUUCCUAAGCCAAGAGAAAAACAAGUGGCUUUCUGCAACUAACUGCUAUGUGUUGACAGGCUUAUAAAGCUUGCACUCUUACCACAGCCUGCAUGCUCUACACAGGGUACCCCAUGUAGUCCCCCCAUUUCUCAAAUUGCUAUCUCCACAUCUUGGUCAGUUAUCUUAAUUAUUAAACAUGAAAAUGGCGGUUUCUGCAUACAAUUAUCAAUCUUUUUAGUGACUUUCUGAAGUCUUUUCCCCACUGUCCCUUUUGUGGUCAUUGCUGUUUGAGAAGUGGCAGAGUGUACUUUCCAAUCGGGUGACUAACAGCUCCUCCCCUUGGCAGAAGCCGUGAUGAGUACCUUAGGGUUCUUUCAUUUUCAGCACAAAAGUGGCUGUUGGGUAGACAGUAAAGUGUCAGAAAUACUUUUCCAAAUGACUGAGAACAUUUAACAACAGUUGGUGCCGAAUAGACUGUCAGAGUUCUGCGCGAGAUUCCAGUGGCAUUGGUAGAUCCUACAGUGCUCAGCCACCGCGGGAUGUCAGAACCCAGUGACCCUGUCCUCCCUUCGAGCUACUAACUGAAAGGGAAGAGACCAAAAGAGUGAG
Molecule: messenger RNA, 979 nt
Organism: Peromyscus leucopus (white-footed mouse)
Lineage: Eukaryota; Metazoa; Chordata; Mammalia; Rodentia; Cricetidae
Product: heat shock factor-binding protein 1-like
Exons: 1
Coding region: 124-345 (73 amino acids)
Biological process (GO): cellular heat acclimation
Cellular component (GO): cytosol; nucleus
Molecular function (GO): transcription corepressor activity
Source: RefSeq, a predicted model, not a curated record